Molecule: messenger RNA, 513 nt
Organism: Pyricularia oryzae 70-15
Lineage: Eukaryota; Fungi; Ascomycota; Sordariomycetes; Magnaporthales; Pyriculariaceae
Product: cystathionine beta-synthase
Exons: 2
Coding region: 1-513 (170 amino acids)
Source: RefSeq, a predicted model, not a curated record
AUGACAGCGGUAAUGUCACAACCUAGUGGCAGCUCAGAGGCGAUCGCGCCGCAACCUUUCAAGUCAAAAUGGGCGUCGCGGUAUAGAGGGGCCGUAGUAUCUGAUCUAGACCCGCCAGCUGCCCUCUCCCUGAACCCCUCAGACCCAAUCGGGCUCGCGCUGCAAGAGGCCUUUGAGCGCGAGUACACGCAUCUGACCAUCGUCGACGGCACCACGCGCGCGCUGCUCGGCUACAUCUCCAUACCGCACCUGCAGCAGCAGAUCGAGUCGGGUCGCGCCAAGCCCGAGGACGAGAUCCGGACAGCCAUGACGUCCUUCCAGCGCAAGGGGAGGAAGUACACGGCCAUAACGCCAGACACACCGCUCGAGGAGCUCGAGGCCUUCUUCGAGGGCGCACACCACGGCGGCCAGAAACAGGACUUUGCCGUGGUCACCGACGACCGGAGGAGGUUUGUGCUGGGGGUGGCUACAGCUGCGGACUUGGAGGAGUUUGUGAAGAGGAGGCCGGAGUAG